Molecule: messenger RNA, 811 nt
Organism: Onthophagus taurus
Lineage: Eukaryota; Metazoa; Arthropoda; Insecta; Coleoptera; Scarabaeidae
Gene: sra
Product: RRM_RCAN_like domain containing protein Sra
Biological process (GO): calcium-mediated signaling
Cellular component (GO): cytoplasm; nucleus
Molecular function (GO): calcium-dependent protein serine/threonine phosphatase regulator activity; nucleic acid binding
Source: RefSeq, a predicted model, not a curated record
ACCCAAAUAAUUGUCAACUGUCAAACGUGACAUUUGACAUUUAACAAACAAAUGUUAAAUCAGCCGCUGGUUUCGUUUCAAUCGAAAGAUAUAUCGUUUUUUUGAAGUUAUCCACAAUGUCGGACAGCAACGGAGAAUUAAGCGACGAGAACAUAAUUAUCAACGACCAAGACGGUUUGCCCAACGUUCAUCCUAAUUUAAUGCCGGAAACGGAUCCUGAUAGUCCGCACGAAACCGACGAUGAAUUCGAUGAUUUACCAUCCUCGUUGAUCGUUACUAACAUUCACGAUACUGUGUUCACAAAUGCGGAGAAAAAAGAAGAAGUAGAAGAAUUAUUUCGCGUUUUCGAUCCUAAAGUAACGUUUCAAUGGUUACGUAGUUUUCGACGUGUUCGGGUCAACUUUGAAACGCCUUUAGCUGCAGCAAGCGCCAGAGUUCAAUUACAUCAGUACAAAAUAAACGAGUCGGUGAUAACGUGUUAUUUCGCGCAACCUGUAACACCUGUAAAAAAUAGCAGUUUACAACCACCAGCUCCGUUCAAACAGUUCCUGAUUUCACCCCCAGCGUCGCCUCCAUUAGAUUGGGAACCAAGACCAGAAGGGGAACCAAUCAUUAAUCAUGAUCUAUUAGCAGCCUUAGCUAAUUUAACACCUGGAUCUUCUCACGAACUUCAUCCUCCUUCACCUGGUCAACCAAGUAUUGUUGUUCAUACAGCUCUUGGAGGUGGUAAUAAUAAAGGUAGGAUUAUACAUACUAGUUGUCCAGAAAGAUCGUAAAUCUAUAUUUGGAGAAAAAAAAGGGUGUUAAAAAA